Molecule: messenger RNA, 2988 nt
Organism: Alligator sinensis (Chinese alligator)
Lineage: Eukaryota; Metazoa; Chordata; Crocodylia; Alligatoridae
Gene: VASN
Product: vasorin
Exons: 2
Coding region: 252-2273 (673 amino acids)
Cellular component (GO): plasma membrane
Molecular function (GO): protein binding
Source: RefSeq, a predicted model, not a curated record
CCAGGGCUGGCUGAUCUGCAGAGGGAGACGGAGGGACAGGCACAGCAGCUCCUGCUGGUCCCACAGGCGGGCCCAGGGUGGAUCUUCGCUUUCUCGGUCUGCAGAAUCCAUCCCACCCUGCACGGGGCGAUGGGGCCAGAUUCCCCUUCUACCCAGCUAUAGACAGGACGCUUGCCCCUCCAGCACUCCCCAGCUACGUUGCAGCACAGCCAGCCUCCCGUGCGCCCACUCCCGGCACUUGAGACAACAUCAUGAACCAGCUGAUCCUGUGGAUGCUGCUGUUCCUCUCCUCAGUGGCCCUUGGCCAGGACUGUCCCUUAGGCUGUGUCUGCAAUCAGCCACAGACUAUAUUCUGCACGUCACGAAAGGGCGACACCAUCCCAGCUGUCUUGUCAAGAGAUACGACCAAUCUGUAUGUAUUUAACAACAACAUCACCUUGCUCAGAGAAGACACUUUUAAGAGCCUGCCAGAACUCCAGCUACUGGAUCUCUCUCAAAACAAGAUCUCCAGCAUCCCAAAGAAUGUCUUCCAGCCCCUCACAAACCUCAUCAACUUGGACCUAUCCUCCAACCAGCUUCAAGAGAUCACCAACGAGACCUUUCAUGGCCUGCACCUCCUGGAGCGCCUCUAUCUGGACAAGAACCGAAUCCAGCAUAUCCAUCCUGCUGCAUUCGAUACCCUGGAGAAACUACUCGAACUGAAGCUCCAGAACAACCAGCUGCAGUCUGUGCCACCGCUGAACCUUCCCAACCUCCUCCUGCUGGACAUAAGCCAUAACAAGAUGGCCACGAUCGAGUCUGGCACCUUUCACACAGUUAACAUAGAGUCUCUCAAAAUAGCAGGGCUAGGACUGACCCACCUGGACGAGGAGCUCUUGGAGAACCUUAACAAUCUUCAUCAGCUGGACAUCUCAGACAACCUGCUAGACAGAGUGCCAAAGGUCCUCCAGGGCCUGCGAGGCCUCACCAAACUCAACCUGGCCGGCAAUGCCCAGAUCUCUCAGCUACAGGCAGAGGAUUUCCAUGACCUGCAGAACCUUCUAGAGCUGGACAUCAGCAAUCUUAACCUCAACACGAUCCCCAGGGACUUCUCCACCUUCUUCCCUAGACUCAAAGCCAUUACAGCAGCAGAAAAUCCUUUUAACUGCAUCUGCCAGAUGAGCUGGUUUGUGCACUGGGUGCACACGAGCAAGGUAGCACUCAAGAGGCCAGAGGAAACCAGGUGCCAUUUCCCCCCCAAAAAUGCAGGCAAGCUCCUCCAGAAACUGGAGUAUGUUGAUUUUGGAUGUCCAACCACCACCACUACCACCACCACCACCACCCUGAAAACUACCACGCUGAAGCCUGCCAUGCUGCUCACCACUAACAAGCACUUUCCACUGGACCCCAGCACCACUGCCCCUACCCCAGAGCCAGUGCUCAGGCAGGACAGCAGUACUGCAAUACCAUUCACUGCUCUGGAUAGACAGACAAGUGCCGAGGUGCAAAUCUGCCCUCCUCGUACGUGCUUAAAUGGUGGCACCUGCCAGCUAAAUGACCAUAACCACUUGGAGUGUGUGUGCCCUGCUGGCUUUUCAGGUUUGUAUUGCGAGUCUGAGGUCAGGAAAACAACUAUCUCCACCAUCACCCAGACGGCAACUCAGAACAAGAAAAUAAAUAUUAAACAGGUCGGCAGCACCUCCCUAAAAGUGGAUUUGCAAAAUUAUAUCCAGUCCAAGGCCCAACUGAAGGGCAUCCGCCUGACCUAUAGGAACCUCUCUGGGCCAGACAAGCGGCCAGUCACACUCAGCCUGCCAGCAUCACUCUCUGAAUACACAGUGCGCGCGCUGAAACCCAACUCAACCUAUCACAUCUGCAUCGGGCCGCUAGGGGAGAAAAUCUCCGAGGAGGAGUUCUGUAUAGAUGCCCAGACCCUGCAUGUGACUCACCAGCAACACUCACCUGUCACUCAGAGCAAAGACAGCAACCUGACGCUCAUGAUCGUGCCUGCGCUGGCUGCAGGGCUGCUGCUGGUAGUUGCCGUGGCCACAAUCAUGUACUACCGCCGGCACCACCGGGCUAAAACGCAUUCCAACACAGAUGUGGACUCCAGCCCCCUGGAGCUGGAAGGUGUAAAAACAUGCCUGGAAAAUGGAGACUUAUCAAACCAGAGCCAGAAGCUGCCAGAGAACACGACACUGCCAAAUAGCUUAGAAUGCGAGGUCCCCCUGAUGCAGCCACACUACCCUAGCAAUAACAACACCACCACAGCAUUAAAGCCGUCCUACUUCUAAACCAAAACAGAGACUAAGAGAAGGUCACAGUUCACCGGUCCAAGAGAGCCCCAGCCUGACGGGGUUCAGGCUGCCAGGAUGAAUGCUCUCCAUUGUUCGCACCUGGGGCAUGUCCCAUUCGGGACAAGGAACACUGAAGGGUUAACUUAAAUUAAAAUAAACCCCAAAAUGUGUAAUGUGCAAUUUUCCAAGAGGCUUAUACACUUAGGAAGUAGACACUGUAAUUUUACUGCUCAGCAUAUGACUAAGUGCCUGGAUUUCUGUGGCUGUACAUAGUAUGUGUGUGUAGAGAGAGGUUGGGGUUUUUUUAGCUACUGCUAAAAUGAAAGACAUCUGUGACUUAGUUAAGAGGCAUCAGUGUGCUGGUAACAAAGGAUCCUUUAGCUAAGCACUGCCCAAGAUAACAAACUCAUCAGUAGGUCUAUGCGAAAAGCAACAGAGAAAGGAAAAGGAAAAUACACACACACCAACUGAGGUGCAGGAGUGCUCCAAUGUGCUCCACAAACGUGUAGAAGUUUAAAAAAGAAACAAAAAACCUCCCAGAACUGGGAAUUUAAGCUUUAAGAAACUGUAGAGAAUAUUUAUAAACGAUUAUUUCCCAUUUCUUCUGGGAAAGCUCUUUUUUCUAACACAGAUUGUGUACUUUUUUGUAUGACAGACAGGUGGAAUGUUUUUGUACAAAAAUAAAACCGCUGUACAGUGUUUCUGAAAAGCA